ACCGACGCAUGUUUUGCUUGCAUUCGUCUAUAAUGCGGUUUAAUGUCUGCAGCUGUUUCCAUCUGUCGCCUCAUUUCUGCAUUUAUUUUUGAGAUUCACAUGCAGUUACCACCACAGCCGAGGAAAAUUUGCAGGAUUUUACAAACAUGAGCGAUGUGGAAGACGAUAUGAUCGGGUCCGAUGAUCAAUCUGAUCUGGAUAGUGUGGCUUCCAGUGGGAAUUCUGACGAGAUGACCGUCGAUCCUCUACUGGAUGAUGAGCUCUCAGAUGCCAACAACUCAACAGAGGAGGUCUGGACUCCAGAGGUUACCCCAAAAAAGAGGAAGAGACCUUCUCCAGGAAAAUCUGCUGACUCUUUUUCAUCACCCGCCACUAUACCAGUUGUCAAAUGGAGAGGCAAGAGAAGGAGCCUGAACCGAUCGCCUGCAGAGUUUCAACUAAACACCUCAGCGUUGAAGUGGAACAGCAUGGAUGAACCUGAUGAUGAGCCGCGCCAACCGGUCUUCAAACCCAUCCAACCACCUGGACCACAGGUGGUCUGCAGCCCAUCCUGCAGACCUCUGCAAUAUUUCGAAUUGUUCUUUACGAGGUCGGUCCUUCAGACGAUCGUUGAUCAUACUAACAUUUACGCAGCACAAAACUUCAAAAGGGGAGAAAAUCAAUGGCGGGACACUUCCGUACAAGAAUUUAAGUCAUUCCUGGCAAUGGUGAUCUACAUGGGGCUGCUAAAAUGCUCCUCGCUAGAAGACUACUGGAAAACCUCCAACAUCUACCGUCUGCCCUUCCCUAACCGAAUCAUGUCCGGUAAGAGAUUUGUAUCCAUAUCCGCUGCUCUGCACCUCAGUGAUCCCAAAGUAGAUGCAGCGAAUGAAGAGAAGAAGGGAACAGAUGAAUACGAUCGUCUGUGUAAAAUCAAACCGCUGUAUCAGGACAUUCAAGAAGCCUGCAAGAACUCAUUCCAGCCCUUUCAGAACAUCUCCAUCGAUGAGAGAAUGGUAGCAUCAAAGGCUAGAAAUGGACUCAAACAAUAUAUGAAAAACAAACCGACGAAAUGGGGCUACAAACUCUUUGUUCUGGCAGAUUCGCUCUCUGGCUACACGUGGGACUUCUUCGUGUACGAGGGAAAGUCAGACACAAAGCAAGGCAAGGGGGUUGGCUACGAUACUGUCAUGAGGUUGGCAAAUGAAAAGUUGUUGGGUUCUGGCUACAAGCUGUUCGUCGACAACUUUUUCACCAGCCCUUCGCUGUUCGAGGACCUCCUGAGAAAGAAGAUUUGGGCUUGUGGGACUCUUCGUGCAAACAGGAUAAACCACUCGAAAACACCAGCUCCUCGUGGCAACAUACGCUGGUUCAGAGAUAACAAACUUCUGUUCGUCGAGUGGAAGGACAGAAGAGACGUGCUGAUGUGCUCCACCUUUCAUAAAGCAUUCAAUGGUGACACAGUGAAGAGGAAGGUGAAGGGAGAGAAAACAGGUCGGAGCAUCAAGGACUUCCCGGUUCCAGCUGCCGUGCUGGACUACAAUAAGCACAUGGGUGGAGUGGAUCUGUCUGACGCACUCAUUGGAUAUUACAAAGUUCUACAUAAAACAAGAAAGUGGUAUCGGACCUUCUUCUACCACUUUGUGGACAUUGCUGUGGUAAACGCCUUCAUUUUACAUAAGCACUUGGCCAAGGAAAAGAACGAGAAGCUGAUGACCCAGAAGGAGUUCCGGGAGGGUCUAUGCUCAGAUCUCGCGAAAGCAGGCAGUUGUUACUCUGAAGUUACUCCUUCUCCUGAACUUUUACACCUGCCCAAGUACAUCAGUGAUGAUGGCUCUGUAAGGCGGAAAUGCAGAAUGUGCUCCCUCAAAACGGCAGUCGUGUGUUCUGUUUGCAAAGUGCCAUUGUGCCUUAUUGCCACACGUGAAUGUUUUAACGACUGGCAUGAAUCUGAUUAGAGCUUAAAGCGGGUCAAUAUCCAGGUACAGAGAUUUUGUUUUAAGGUAAUGAAAAUACAGAAAGGGAACAUCGAGGAAGAGGUGAGCGCAAUAAGGCUGCCUAAAGUCGUUAGCAGGGUUUAGAAAGUUCAGAAACUCAAAAGGUGUUGUGGAUGAGAACAACACAGAGGUGGAGCCACAUGUUUAGAUUUACAGUACAUGAUUUACGAAUACAUAAACUGUUUUGUUUUAUUAAAUGCAUGUACUUGUGUCCAUUAGUGUUUACUUAAUCUAUUAACCAUUUUAACUUGUUAGCUGAUGUCACAGAUACAUCUGCGACACGUCUUUUUGAUGUCUGCAUUUACUUCUGCAAAUUGUAUUUUUUUGUUUUAUUUUGACCAUCUGCAAUGUCUCAGAGACGUCUCCUGUCAGGUGUCAUAUACUGUAGUCAUCUAGAUAAUGUCUGUAAGAUGUUUGUGAUUUAGAAUGUAUGUAAACCUGCGUUUUCUCAUAUGUUUAUCAGAUGUUUUUACACAGCGGAUGUAUUCCGGAUCUUUAGCAGACGUCACAUUUUGCUUUUCUACCUAAUGCAGUAUAUUGUGUAAAUUAUGUAAA
Triplophysa rosa is the source of this 2531-nucleotide messenger RNA. RefSeq names its product piggyBac transposable element-derived protein 4-like. The record is from RefSeq and is a predicted model, not a curated record. Lineage: Eukaryota; Metazoa; Chordata; Actinopteri; Cypriniformes; Nemacheilidae. The transcript is spliced from 3 exons. Bases 147 to 1937 code for a protein of 596 amino acids.